GGCCUAAUCUAUGUUAGCCACGCACAUCUGUCUUUAUGGGAGAGGUAAAUUUGAAAUCCGAAUAUUGUUAAUCAGUCAACACUAAUUUGAAUUUAUGUUUCACACAGAGCUUAUUUUCUCAUUUGUUUUGGUAUUGUUAUAAGUGUGGCUGUAAAUUUUGCAACAAAUGUUUAUAUAAAGUGGGAUAGAAUGCCCGUCAUAAUCGCUCAAGAGGCUACUUUUACCUCGGUGUACAACACUCCUUUCCCAGCCAUCACAGUCUGUAAUAUGAACCAGGUAUUGCGCAGCAAAACCGAACACUUUCCAACCCAUUCACUCGAAUAUGCCAUGACUCAAAAAAUGUGCUAUCAAAAAGUUAACUUUAGUCAAUUCGAUGACCUGAAGCCAGCCUCAAAGGAUGACACCAUCUCUAAUUUCAUUGCGCGCAAUGGGCAGACUUGUGACAAUAUGGUUGUUUAUUGUCGCUAUGGCAGAAACCGGGUUCGUUGUAGUGACUACUUCAGAGAAGUGCUUUCGAAUGAGGGCAUUUGUUGCGCCUUCAAUAUUUUACAUCCAGCGUAUUUGUACAAAGGAAAAUACCAAUUUGUACGUGAUUUCACAUCAUCCAUUGGCACCAUACCUGUUGACUGGAAUUUGGAAAAUGGUUAUGCUGAUAAUUUGCCGUUGUACUACUAUCCUCGUAAAACCAUAGGCGCUGGUGUUUCCUUGGGCUUCACUUUAGUGCUUAAUGCUAAUAUAAGUGAAUAUAUUUGCUCAUCAACUUUUAGUACUGGCCUGAAGAUAGUCACGCACAAUCCCAUUGAUGCGCCUCAUGUUAAAGAAACCGGCUUGGCUAUCCAACUGGGCCACCAAUAUCGUCUUCGCUUUAACGUUGACAGUUCAAAGGCUUUACCUUCGACACGCAGUAUUUCGGCUAAACGCCGACAGUGCCUGUUUAACAACGAACUAAAAUUGCAUUAUUUUCGCUAUUACACUCGACGGAAUUGUGAGAGGGAAUGUGAUGCCAAGUACUUUCUACGCCGCUGUCAAUGCAUUCCAUAUAACAUGCCGCUCAUCUAUCCGAAUGCGAGUGUGUGUCAUGUGAAGGACUUCAACUGUGAAAUUAUGGCCGAAGCAGAAACCAACAAUACUGAACAUUUGGCUUGUAAACGUGAAUGCCUACCGGGCUGCUUCGAUUUGACAUAUUUCCCAACAGUUUAUCGAGCACCGCUGGUGAAUAAUAGCGAUGUGUAUAAAAAUGGGUUCUUUACGAAUUUCACACUGCAACAGAUACAUGACAAUCUCGCCUUGGUACAAGUAUAUUUCAAAGAUGAUUUCUUUAAGGCUAUUGUUAGAUCGCCAUAUACCAGCUUUACGGACUAUCUCUCACAAACUGGUGGCAUUAUGAGCCUGAUGGUGGGCUUCGGAGUAAUGUCGGUUGCUGAGUUUUGCUAUUUUUUUCUGAUUCGACCGAUAUUCGAUUUGGUAUUGAAACGUCUGCCUGGUACUAGACGAGUACGACGAGUUGUGAGUGGAACUGCACUGUUGUUGGGUAGACAGCAAGGUUUUCGUGCCCGGAUACCGUUGGCUUCAGGUCGUAAACCCCUAAGAUAUUUCAAUAAAUCUAGCAGUCCAAAUUUGUAUAAUGGUUUAAUAAAUAAAUUAUACAUUGAAAAUAAUCAGGAUUUAAAUACCGAGUUAAAGGAAAAAGGUUUAUUUCCAUAUACGGAGUAAGCUGAAAAGAAAAAAUAAUUCCAAAAAUAUGUGGAAUUGCUUAACAUAUAAAUACCGAGGUCAAAUGAAUGUUAGGAUACUGGAUUGGCCACAGGAAGUAAUGCAACGAUAACAGUUGAUCGCCCAAUUCUGUUAAUGUUUUUUGUCUUCAUUGAAGCUACGGACACCUUAAGAGAUAUUGGAGGCUUUGCAACAGGAUUCUGCACCAAUACACCCCAACUGGCAAUAGCUGACAUACAAUAUUCCAUCUUUGAAUGCAAACACCUUGACCGUUCGACUUCUCAGUAAGGCGUGAUGGUG
Molecule: messenger RNA, 2013 nt
Organism: Anastrepha obliqua
Lineage: Eukaryota; Metazoa; Arthropoda; Insecta; Diptera; Tephritidae
Product: pickpocket protein 28-like
Exons: 9
Coding region: 190-1713 (507 amino acids)
Biological process (GO): sodium ion transmembrane transport
Cellular component (GO): membrane
Molecular function (GO): ligand-gated sodium channel activity
Source: RefSeq, a predicted model, not a curated record